Meleagris gallopavo (turkey) is the source of this 563-nucleotide messenger RNA. RefSeq names its product coiled-coil-helix-coiled-coil-helix domain containing 1 (gene CHCHD1). Gene Ontology annotation, molecular function: RNA binding. Gene Ontology annotation, biological process: mitochondrial translation. Gene Ontology annotation, cellular component: mitochondrial ribosome; nucleoplasm; mitochondrion. NCBI's taxonomy places the organism in Eukaryota, Metazoa, Chordata, Aves, Galliformes, Phasianidae. The record is from RefSeq and is a predicted model, not a curated record.
CCCACCCGCCGGGAGCUGGCGGGAGAGGCGACCUGUCUUACAGAGAUGUCAGUAAUGAUGGCCUGCUGGAAACAGAAUGACUUCAAUGAUAAAGCUUGUGCUGAGGAGAUCCGGACGUUCUAUGACUGCGUGGCAAGGGCAGAAAAGGAGCGCAAGGAAAAAAAGGACGAGUACACUCUGUCACACAAGGGAAACAUGCCUUCAAGCACAGUGAACAGGCUGCUGAGGAGGUUUCCUAAUAUUACACGUUAUGUGUGAUGUGCUUUGCUAAAGGGACUAUGGACAAGCAGUUAAAGUUGGCGUUUUUGGAAAAUAAAUGAAAAAAGGGUUUAAUGAAUGUUUAAUGUCAAGUGAUGUCUGUCAACACUGCUGGGUGGAUCUCGACUUCAUGUUUUAUGUCCAGAGUGGAAAAAAAAAUUCCAUCGUGAUUGUCGGCUGAGUUUGUUCAUGAGGUUCUUGGAUCUUCUGCUCUUAGGAUUUUUGCAGUGAGUUGUCCAACCAGCCACUGUGUGGAGUAAUGUACUCAAUGUGAAAUAAAAUCUUCUAGGAAUUGUGUAAACCUA